Messenger RNA from Fundulus heteroclitus (mummichog), 4519 nucleotides. Its product is annotated as dihydropyridine-sensitive L-type skeletal muscle calcium channel subunit alpha-1-like. Gene Ontology annotation, cellular component: membrane; voltage-gated calcium channel complex. The record is from RefSeq and is a predicted model, not a curated record. The transcript has 35 exons. Gene Ontology annotation, molecular function: high voltage-gated calcium channel activity. Gene Ontology annotation, biological process: calcium ion import across plasma membrane. Lineage: Eukaryota; Metazoa; Chordata; Actinopteri; Cyprinodontiformes; Fundulidae. The coding region runs from base 271 to 4470 and encodes 1399 amino acids.
GCCUCUUCACAGAGGUGAACUCUUUCUGUCCGAGGCCAUCAGCCAGGAAGAGAGGUCCGUGGCUCUGCGCGACGGAGACGGAGUAAAAGGGAGAGAGAGAAGAGGGCGGCGUGGGGAGGGGGGGGGAACCCACGCAGAAGAAAGGCUGCUCUGGAGCCUGGAGGCCUUCACAGAGGAAGAUCUACACUGUACCCGAUUUUGGGAUUUUACAUCAGCCCCUGAUUGUUUAGUGGAUUUUGUGGAAAGGCCGGGUAAGGUGAAGGCACCAGGAUGGCGACCAACGCGGACGGGGCCAAGCCGGUCAUCAUGAACGAGGAGGAACUGAAGAAGAAGCAGAGGGAGAAGCUGAAGAGGCUGCAGGCCACGGGGGGCAACCCUCGUCCUGCCAGAUCUCUCUUCCUCUUCACCCUGAAGAAUCCUUUCCGCAAGGCCUGCAUCAACGUCGUGGAGUGGAAAACCUUUGAAAUUAUCAUCUUAUUAACGAUCUUUGCCAACUGUAUAGCUCUGGCUGUGUUCCUGCCCAUGCCUGAAGAAGACAGUAAUAACACCAACGCAAACUUGGAAAGUCUGGAGUACAUCUUCCUGAUCAUCUUCACAUUCGAGUGCUUCAUGAAGAUCAUAGCGUAUGGGCUUGUGUUCCAUGAAGGGGCCUAUUUACGGAACUGUUGGAACAUAUUGGACUUUGUCAUCGUUUUCAUGGGACUCUUCACCUUUUGUUUGGAUACCAUAAACAUGAUCGCAGGAGUGCCCAUGGAGAAGGGCGGGGGGUUUGACAUGAAGGCACUGAGAGCGUUCAGAGUGCUGCGACCCCUUCGUCUUGUUUCAGGAGUACCUAGCCUUCAGGUGGUGAUGAACUCCAUCCUCAAAGCCAUGCUGCCUCUGCUGCACAUCGCCCUGUUGGUGUUCUUACUGGUCACCAUCUACGCCAUUAUGGGACUGGAGCUCUUUAAAUGCAAAAUGCACAAGACCUGCUACUACACUGGCACAAACAUCUAUGCAGCAGCAGAAGGUGAGCUGCCGGCUCCGUGUGCCCAGGCUGGCAACGGACGCCGCUGCAUCAUCAACGGUUCAGAGUGCAGGCCAGGCUGGGAGGGCCCCAACAACGGGAUCACUCACUUUGAUAAUAUUGGCUUCGCCAUGCUGACAGUUUACCAGUGCAUCACCAUGGAGGGAUGGACCAAAGUGCUUUACUGGGUGAACGACGCCAUAGGAAACGAAUGGCCAUGGCUCUAUUUCGUUCCUCUCAUUUUGCUGGGCUCCUUCUUUGUGCUCAACCUUGUCCUGGGCGUGCUCAGUGGAGAGUUUACCAAAGAGCGAGAAAAGGCCAGGUCACGAGGAGAGUUUCAGAAGUUGAGGGAGCGUCAGCAGCUGGAUGAAGACCUCCAUGGCUACAUGGAGUGGAUCACUCACGCUGAAGUCCUUGAUGCUGACAGAGAAGGCAAAGGCCUUUUGCCUCUUACCAGCGGAGACUCUGAAACAGACAGCCUGUAUGACUUGGAAGGAAAGAGUCGUAUCAUCUACUACUACCGCCUGGCCCGUCGCUGGAACCGCUUCUUAAGGAUGAAGUGUCUGAUUUAUGUGAAAACCAAGAGCUUUUACUGGGGUGUGAUGUUCCUUGUGUUCCUCAACACGCUGACCAUAGCUACUGAGUUCCACCAUCAGCCUGACUCCCUUACAUCCCUGCAAGAUGUGGCGAGCCGGGUCCUGCUGGUGCUAUUUGUCAUUGAGAUGUUUGUGAAGAUGUACGCUCUGGGACCCAGAGCGUAUUUCAUGUCCCUGUUCAACCGUUUCGACUUCUUUGUGGUGCUCUGCGGCAUUCUGGAGAUGAUCAUGUUGUCAGCAGGAGCUGUGGCUCCGCUGGGUUUCUCUGUGCUCAGGUGUAUUCGGCUGCUAAGGAUCUUCAAAGUGACAAAGUACUGGACCUCUCUAAGCAACCUGGUGGCCUCUCUCCUCAACUCUGUUCGCUCCAUCGCUUCUCUGCUCCUCCUUCUCUUCCUCUUUAUUGUCAUCUUCUCACUCUUGGGAAUGCAGGUGUUUGGGGGGAAGUUCAACUUUGAUGACCACCGCCCCAGGCGCAGUAACUUUGACAACUUCCCCCAGGCCCUGAUUAGUGUGUUUCAGAUCCUUACAGGAGAGGAAUGGACCAACAUCAUGUACAAUGGUAUAAUGGCAUAUGGAGGGCCUGAGAUCCCCGGCAUCCUGGUUUCAAUCUAUUUUAUUGUCCUUUUCGUCUGUGGAAACUACAUCCUCCUAAAUGUCUUCCUGGCCAUUGCGGUAGACAACCUGGCCGAGGCUGAGAGUCUGACUUCAGCUCAGAAAGAAAAGGCGGAGGAGAAGAUGAGAAAGAAGCUGCUAAGGUCCAAAAUGCCAGAGAAAACUGAUGAGGAGAGGGAGAGGAUAGCAAAGAAACUGGCUGAGCAGAGAGCCAAAAUGGAGGGUAUGCCCACCACGGCCAAGCUCAAAAUCGAUGAAUUUGAGUCAAAUGUCAACGAAGUGAAGGAUCCAUUUCCACCUGCUGAUUUCCCAGGCGAUGAUGAGGAGGAAGAACCUGAGAUCCCAAUCAGUCCUCGACCCCGACCGAUGGCUGAUCUGCAGCUCAAGGAAGAAGCCGUUCCUUUGCCAGAAGCCAGCUCCUUCUUCAUAUUCGGCCCUCAGAACAAGUUCCGUAAGCUGUGUUACAAGAUUAUCAACGCCUCGUCCUUCACCAACCUCAUCCUUCUUUUUAUCCUGCUCUCGUCCAUCUCACUGGCGGCUGAAGAUCCCAUUGAUCCAAAAUCCUAUAGAAACCAGAUCUUGGCCUACGCUGACAUCGUCUUCACAACUGUGUUCACCAUUGAGAUUGUGCUAAAGAUGACUGUUUACGGAGCGUUCAUGCACGAAGGGUCUUUCUGUCGUAACUCGUUCAACAUCCUGGAUCUGAUUGUGGUCACAGUGUCGCUGCUGUCCAUGGGAAUGGAAUCCAGUGCCAUAUCCGUGGUGAAGAUUCUCAGGGUGUUGAGGGUGCUGAGGCCUCUCAGAGCCAUCAACAGAGCUAAGGGUUUAAAGCAUGUGGUUCAAUGUGUGUUCGUGGCCAUUAAAACAAUCGGCAACAUUGUCCUGGUCACCAUGCUGCUGAAUUUCAUGUUUGCCUGCAUUGGAGUGCAACUCUUCAAGGGUAAAUUCUACAGCUGCACAGACCCAACCAAAGUGACUGCAGAGGAAUGCCGGGGAUACUACGUGAAACAUGUGGAGAACUCACUGCAAGAAACAGUUCUGGCUAGAAGAGAGUGGACCAACAGCGACUUCAACUUUGACAACGUGCUCAACGGGAUGCUGGCUCUGUUCACCGUUUCAACGUUUGAGGGCUGGCCGAAACUCCUGUACAGAGCCAUAGAUUCAGCAGUGGAAGACAUGGGUCCAGUCUAUAACAACCGUGUGGACGUGUCCAUCUUCUUCAUUAUCUAUAUCAUUCUCAUCGCCUUCUUCAUGAUGAACAUCUUUGUGGGCUUUGUCAUAGUCACCUUUCAGGAGCAGGGAGAGCAGGAGUACAAGAACUGCGAGCUGGACAAGAACCAGCGCCAAUGUGUGCAGUAUGCCCUGAAGGCUCGCCCUCUUAGGUGCUACAUCCCCAAAAACCCGUACCAGUACAGAGUGUGGUACAUCGUCACCUCCUGCUACUUUGAGUACCUCAUGUUCUUCCUGAUUAUGCUGAACACAUUGUGUCUGGGGAUGCAGCACUGCAACCAGUCGAAUUAUGUCACCAAGCUGUCAGACACUCUGAACCUGAUCUUCACUGUGCUCUUCACAGUGGAGAUGAUACUUAAGCUAAUGGCCUUCAAAGUGAGGGGCUACUUCGGAGAUCCCUGGAACGUCUUUGACUUCAUCAUAGUUAUAGGUAGCGUUGUUGACGUCAUCCUGAGCGAAGUCGAUGCCGCCCUGGACUCCAGUGGAGGACUGUACUGUCUCCAUGGCUGUGCUGAGACAGAUCCCAUGGAAGUAAUUGCAGCAUCUGAAAACGCCUCGGUCUCCAUCACAUUCUUCCGACUCUUCCGUGUUAUGCGUCUGGUCAAGCUGCUGAACCGUUCGGAGGGCAUCCGUAACCUGCUGUGGACCUUCAUCAAGUCUUUCCAGGCUCUCCCUCAUGUAGCUCUGCUCAUAGUGAUGCUCUUCUUCAUUUAUGCUGUGAUCGGGAUGCAGAUCUUUGGAAAGGUAGCCUUAGUGGACGGCACGCAAAUCAACCGCAACAACAACUUCCAGACAUUCCCUCAGGCUGUGCUGAUGUUAUUCCGAUGUGCUACUGGAGAGGCUUGGCAGGACGUCAUGAUGGCGUCCAUGUACGGGAAGAAGUGUGACCCCAAAUCUGAUUUCCUGCCUGGAGAGGAGUACACCUGCGGGUCCAACUUUGCUGUCUUCUACUUCCUCAGCUUCUACUGCCUCUGUGCCUUCCUGAUCCUCAACCUGUUUGUCGCGGGUCAUCAUGGACAACUUUGACUAUCUCACCCGUGAUUGGUCUCUUCUUGGCCCACAUCAUCUGGAUGAG